Saccoglossus kowalevskii is the source of this 1447-nucleotide messenger RNA. RefSeq names its product CUE domain-containing protein 1-like. The record is from RefSeq and is a predicted model, not a curated record. NCBI's taxonomy places the organism in Eukaryota, Metazoa, Hemichordata, Enteropneusta, Harrimaniidae. Gene Ontology annotation, molecular function: ubiquitin binding.
AAGCAAACCAGAACAAAACGUUAUUCAAUGUGUCAUAUUCCACAAAUAGUGCAACGGGACAUAUAUCUACCUGAAGGCUCAUUUGUGGGGAGGAAGAGUCAGGCUAAUUGCUCGGAGCAGUGAUUUUUGAUGAGUAUCAUCGUUACUUAUAAGAUAACAGCAAAUACGGGCGGUGCUUCCAGGAAAGUGCACGACAAAGCUUGGUUGAAAUUACAGGUUGAACUUCGCUAUAAUGAAAUAAUCUACUAAAUUGGCACAUUUUUAACAACAUAUGAAAACGAUUAAUGGUGAUGUACCUUUAAGCAAGGACAUGUUUAUUGGCAAUAUACUGACUUAUCAGAGAUAUAUUUCAAUUAUUAACUAAAUAUUGCAUUGCAAAACCAUGGCGAUGGCACCAGAGCCCCAACCACCUUCUACUGGUAAAAAAAAGAGCAAGCAUCGUAAAAAUUCAAGUGGUGGUCAACCUCCAAUGACAAAUAACAUGGCAUCCCCAGGAAGCAGACAGUUGGAAUUUACACAAGCAAUGAAAGACUUCAAGACCAUGUUCCCUAAGAUGGAGAAUGAUGUGAUUGAAGCAGUACUUAGAGCUAAUAAUGGUGCUGUGGAUGCCACUAUUGAUCAGUUAUUAGCUAUGAAUGUAGAUAUGUCAGAAGAAGAAAUGCGGCAAGCUACUUUAGGACAAGAUGAACCAUUACCACCACAGGUAUUUGAACCUACUUCAGAUGAUGAUGAGCCACCGCCAGCAUACACACCCCAUGCACAGCACAGUACCCCAUCUACUUACCCUGGUGUAUCUCCUCCAUCAUCAAAAUUCAUUCUAACACUCCCCACACCUGAGCCUGUCUCUCCAUCACCAAAACUUCUAUUCAAUGCAAAUAAGUAUCGGAACUGGAACCCACCUUUACUUGGAGCAUUGCCAGAUGAUUUCCUGAGAAUAGGACCCUCAGUAGCACCUGGAACGCAGCAACCACAUCCAAUGGUCACAGUACAAUUGCAGAAACAGUUGGAACAGAACAGACAACAGCGCAGUGAGGUAGACAAUGAUGAUGUGGAAUUAAAACAAAUGUUGGAAGAUGAGCAGUUAGCAAUAAUGCUGCAAAAUGAAGAGUUUUUAUCAGAUUUACAACGCCACCCAGAAUUCAUUGCUUCUUUGGAAAGAGAUCAGAGAGCAGCAACAAAUGGCAGUGUGUCUUCUCAAACAAAUCAGUUCAAUACUUGUGCUUUUGGUGGCAGUCCAGAUAUGGCAGGUGCUUAUGGUAACUCUGAAGACCCAGCAUUCAAAGAUAAAUUGUUACACAUGGGAAAAUCUACUAAAAAGAAAUUUGCUCAGUUGGCAAAGAGGUUUCAGAGGAAAAAGAAAAGAAGUGCAAAGGCUUCGUAUCCUUUUGAUGAUGGUUUCAUCAUAUACCCAAUGUACACCAGUCAGAUUUAUCAGACAAAAUACUGA